This is a messenger RNA of Rhagoletis zephyria (snowberry fruit fly), 1026 nucleotides long. The record is from RefSeq and is a predicted model, not a curated record. Lineage: Eukaryota; Metazoa; Arthropoda; Insecta; Diptera; Tephritidae.
AUGGACAUGGUUCUCGACCGUCUGGAGCAGUACGCCAACAAUCUGGAGCUGCUCGUCGAAGAUCGCACGGCUGAUUUUCUUGAGGCAAAACGAAAGGCCGAAGAGCUGCUCUAUCAACUGCUGCCAAAAACGGUGGCCAGCGCUCUCACCUGUGGCCAGCCGGUGAUUCCACAGUCCUACGAGCAGGUGACCAUCUACUUCAGCGACAUUGUCGGCUUCACGUCGCUUUCAGCCCGCUCCACGCCGCUGCAGAUCAUCGACUUUCUCAACGACCUCUACACUACCUUUGACUCGAUCAUCGAGGCCUUCCAGGUGUACAAGGUGGAAACCAUUGGCGACAGUUACAUGGUGGUGAGUGGACUUCCAGUUCGAAACGGUGAUAAUCACGUGGUGGAGAUUGCCCGCAUGUCACUGGCCCUUCGAGAGGCGGUCAGCAGCUUUACCAUUCGCCACAAGCCUGAAGAGCAGCUCAAGUUGAGAAUUGGCAUUCACAGUGGCCCCGUCGUGGCGGGAGUUGUAGGGCGGAAGAUGCCUCGAUACUGUCUGUACGGCGACACGGUGAACACCGCCUCGAGGAUGGAGUCGACGGGAGUUCCGCUGAGAAUUCACGUCAGCUCUGAGACGUGCAAGAUACUGAAAAAGUUUGGCAGUUUUGAGCUGGAGCUCCGUGGGCAGAUUGAAAUUAAGGGCAAGGGCCGCAUGACCACAUACUGGCUGACCGGAGAAAAGGAGGGUGCCUUUACAGCUAAUGGCAUUGCUGAGGAUGCUGAAGCCGAGCCACUGUUGGCCCCAAAAGAGCAGGAAUCCCCCUCUUCUUCCUCUUCUGUUGCCGGUGACUUGUUGGCAAAGAAUCCCAAUCCAGCAGAGAAUUUGUCAGAGAAUUCUCCUUCUUCUGUUCCAAAUGAUACAACUCAAACUCCACCACCGCCACCACCACCAACUCCAGCUCCAUCUCCCUCACCUGCACCGGAGCUUCUUCUGAGCAACAAAGUUGGGCAGAAGUCUUCUAAAAACAGUAGCUCAAAA